ACAAAGUCCAGGCGACGACAUGGAACUACGCGUCGACCAAUGAGAACGAAGACUCCCGCGGCACGGACCAAUCGCAGCGCUUCGUGGACCUCAGCUUCGCCCCGCCUUACAAACCGCCUCCCGAAGGGUACAAGAUGCCGAAUGGACACCUGCCCGGCCUCGACUUGGACGAGACGGGCGUUUACGUCAACAGCCGACGGCAGAAUCUGCUCGACUCAAACAUGAACAAAACGAACUCUGUUUACGAGAACGCCAAUGACUCGAGCAGCGGUACGAGUCCAACCCCGCAGAUGUAUGUCCCCCACCCGGGCCAUUCUCUCAACGCCCCAGCCAGCCCAGCUCGCCACCACCCUCCUGCAGACACCAAGAAGGUACAAUUUAACCUGGCGGCCACUCAAAACCACCCCCACACCCACACCCACAGCGGUAUAGCCGGGGAGCUGACCCAUAUAUUUGAGGCGAGGAACGAGGAGGUUAUCAAACGAGUAGCAGAACUGCAGCAACUCGUUGAAGAUGCUGAAAAUUACUUGAGUGAUGCAGACGGAGAGACGACCGACGUAGAAAGUGUUCGCUCAGAUCAGUAUGGCCGACUAAAGCAUUCAGAUUCACUCCUUCUUCUGACUCAGGGUCAGAAGCUGUUACCGAAUACUGAGGUAGUGGAAAGUGAGGAACGAUCCGGUAGUGAUACAGAUUCUCAGUCAACGCCUAACCAGAGCCCUGCUCAUAGACCUGUUGCAAAGCCUCCGCAACGCCCUUCUUCAGUCCUGAAGCCCAGUGGCUCCUCCUUUGGCCUCCACUCCCCUGAUAACCUGCCAAUCACCAUGCAGAGUCGAGAAGACGACAUUAAAGCAUUAAUAAAACAACUGGAAGAUAACUCUGGGCUCCCUUACACAUUUGCAGAAGGAACUUUGUACCUUGACCCCGAUAUCAUUGAUUUAACAAUGAUUCCACCACCAAUCACGCCUGAUGAGGAUGGCACAAAAGUCUUCCCACCACAGCUGAGUACUCCCCCAACGCCAUUUGCCGACAGGGAAACGCUGGAAAAGGAGUUGAAAGCCUUGGAACAGGAUCUUGGUGAUUUGAGAUCCUUGACGAAUCCUAGCUGGCUUGAGCAUGAUGUGGUUAACAGUUACGCGGACUCCACAACUACUGGUACCAGCGACACUGAGGACAGCCUCUCCCUCAGUAGUCUCAAUACCAGCAUAGCUUCCACCGACUCUGUCUUCACGCGAAUGGGCAUUGGCGCAGGCGGGAACGGCCAGGGAGUAGUCAGGGGAAGUAACUUCACCUUAGCUGCCCUCAGACAACUGGGGAUUCACCUGGAAGAAGGAGAAGAUAUAGAUUCCUUUAUUGCCAAUCUCACCAUUCCUCCUCCACCAGAAGGAUGUGUGGACCUUCAAGCCUGUGCUGAAAGUAAUAAAAUGGGUAGUGAAUACGACAUAUCUGCAUUUAUCAUACCACCACCUCCCUCUUCUGAUACAAAAGACAACAGGUCAUCUGAUAUUAUCAGGAGACUGUAUGAGGCUAAAGAGGGCAUAAGCAAGAUGUGUGAUGAUGGCAGCGACCUGGAGGGUGGAGAAAAGGACCAUGAGAUUGCUGAAGUUAAAAUUAGCUCCGAGACUAUGGCCAAACGAGCCAAUCAGGCUGGCAAAGUAGCAUCCUUACAGAGACGUUUUGAAGUUUCUGCCAGAAAUGCCUACGCUAGUCCUCCUAAUAAUAGUGCCUCCAUAGACAAUCGACAAUUAUUAUUGAAACUUAGUAAAGAUAAGUCUAAUUCUCCUAGUGAUUCGUCAGGCUAUGACAGCCUUCGAUCCAAUCAUUCUAAUGUAGGUUUUGAGUUGGAUGCAAAAUUAGCACAAGCUCUUGAGGAAAAUGACAAGAUGUUCAAAAGUUUUGAUACGCUGAAAAGAAAACAGUUGAUGAGUGGUAGAAGUGGUGGUGUUAGUACAGUAAACAGGGAAAGUAGUAAUGAUAGCAGUGAUUCAAGUCCUCCUUCAGUUAUGUCUAGAGUGCGAACAUUCAGCUCAGGUUCGAACUGGGGAACAGCUUCUUUGCAGAGGCCAUCAACCCUUCAGCGCCAAAUGACAGUGCCAACUACCAAGGCAGAACUAGGAAAGGAGGAGGACCCUCCACCUCCCCCUCCUCGAACGCCUGUGACGCGAACCGGUACUCUCACCCACCCAAAGAAAAGUGUGCCUACUUCAUCCAAAAUUCAGAGAAGCAUAUCCAUGAGUACAGGUAAUUUGGCAAAAUCUGCGUCCCAGGGUGAUAUCAUGAUCGAAACCAAAUCUAACACCAUACUUAAGUCACCAACAAAGAGCACCAAAUCAUCUGCAUCCAGUGAAGACCUCAGUGAUUCCAAAGCCUCCCCAGGAUCUCCUUCAAAGCAGAGUCUAGCUUCAAGUAAUGAUUCCCUUACCUCCUCCUCAAGUGUGGUUACGGUUAAGUCAGCAUCCUUAAAAUCACUUGACAAUGAUGAAGACCCACCUGAGUUACCCCCAAGGAAUGGGGCAAAAGCUGCCAUGAAACCACCUCUUCCACGUAGCUCUUCUCAGGAUAAUGUAAAAAUUGCUAUGCACAACAAGGGAUUACGUUCUCCUUCACCUGUGCACAAGACAUUGAGGAGUCCGUCGCCUGACAACACCGAGCGACCACCUUCAGUGCCUUCUCGACUACGCAAACCACAACUGAGCCCUUCCAGCUCUCCGACUAACAACCUCCCUGGUACGCACCGUCCUCGCAACUUGGGCAAACUAUCUGCUCCAUCACCUCCAAGUGGGAAAUCCCCAGCUUCCAGUCCAAUAUCACCAAAAGGUAAUUCCGGAGGCGUAUCGCCAAGGGGAGGAGGAGGAAUAGUGCGUUCCCCUCAAAAGAGUCCAAAAGCUACUCGAAAAUCCCCUUCUUCAGAAGACAAACCUCAGUUACCUGCAAAGACUAGUCAGUCACCUGCACGAAGAGCACCAUCGUCUCCCCCUGCCACUAAUGGAGUGCGAAGUCCUGUUCAGAGUUCGGGGAAAACUUCAUCACCAUCAUCACGGCUUCCUAGACCCGAUAAUGCCAGCGUUGCUUUCAAAAACAGUCUCAAUCAAGAAGUAGCACCCCUACAAACCUCUUCCCCAAAAUUAUCACCCAAAGCCAAAAUGGUUAAUGGUAAAACUCCAAAUGGGACAGAUUUAGAUGAUUCCUUAGACUCUGGGAGCUUUGACCAAGAUUCCUUGGAGGAAGCAGAGGAUGUGGAAGUAAUGCCCCCAGCCUCGCGGGACGCAUUCCGACGCCUUGCCAUAGUUGUUAGCACUUCUUUAAAAUCUCUAACAGAGAUGGCUGCAGCUUGUACAGAAGCCCAGCGCUCGGGUGGUGUAGCUACUCAAGAUGAGGUCAAGUUCCAGGAGGCCAGAGAUGCACUAACAAGUGAAUCGAGACAGUUUGUAACCGCCUCAAAGUUAUUCGUUAAGUCAGCAACAGAGUCUGAAGAAGUUUUACUGCAGUGUCUCUCCAACUGCAUAACACUUAUGCAAAAGAUGGUUGAUGUCACCCAGCAAGUUGUAAGACACACGACGACACCUCUCCAAACGCAGAAUGUCGUCGUCAAGGUGAGAGAUGUCCUCACCACCUAUCAGUCGACCGUGCGAGCGGCGCUGUCAGCUGCCGGGAGGGGCAUGGACCACCCUUCCAUGAACACUCUCAUGACUCAAGCGACAAACCUCGCUGGCGUACUCACCUCCCUAAUGCGUACUCUCAGAGUAUUUAGCCCGUGAAUGAAAGAUGUGAUUUCUUAUAUAUAAUUUAGAGAACUAAAGUACAUAAAUACCAUAUAAAAUAGCUUACCUAUAAAUCCAACAUUUAUAUCAAGUGCAAUGAGAAAGAAGUACUUAAUGUAUUUACACAUUUUGUAGAUAUAGAAGUAGAGAAAAAUUCAUUACAGUACCGCCUAACACCACCAUCGUCUGCAACCUGACCAGCUUUUGUAUAUAAAGUAUACAGUAAUGAUAGAAAUCUCAGGUAUUUCAAAAUAUUGAUUAAAUCAGAAGAGCAAGAGAAAAACAAGUGUCAGUGUUUGAGCUACAAUAGAAAAACAAAAGUCAGACAAGUGGAUUUCACUUACUACAUAGAGAUGUAUAUUUAUUACACAGAUAUACAGUUAAUAUAAAUGUGUGUAUAAUAUUAACUCCACUGUAACUUCACACUUGACGAUAAUAAAACUUUCCAAAAAAAAAGAACCUGUUUUCUCAAAUGUACUCAUUAUUUUUAUUUACUUUUUAAGUUCCAGAGUUUAUUUUUAACUUUAUAAUCAUACCUUUUUAUUUUGCAUUUGCAUCUCACAAAUUGCUUCCACUUUUAUAUAUAUAAUAUAUAUAUUCAGUAAUAUCAUGUUCAUCAUAACUGUUAAUUUCCAUACUGUUAAUUUCCCUUCCCUGCCACUAGUGUCUGUUGAUGUAUAUAUUGUAUGUACAGCAAAACUAAUGAUGUGAAAAUGAGCUCAUCCUUGGCGUUGCAAAAGAUCAGUGUUUUUUUUAGUGUAACUGCUGUAUUUUCUGCUAAAUAUAGUGUUACAAGAGUAAUG
This is a messenger RNA of Macrobrachium nipponense, 4561 nucleotides long. RefSeq lists its product as uncharacterized. NCBI's taxonomy places the organism in Eukaryota, Metazoa, Arthropoda, Malacostraca, Decapoda, Palaemonidae. The record is from RefSeq and is a predicted model, not a curated record. The coding region runs from base 135 to 3755 and encodes 1206 amino acids. The transcript has 11 exons.